UGAUAAUUAUUACGAAAAUCACCGUUCAAGAUGUCUGCUGAAGAUGAAAAUCCGGAAUUAAAUGAUGAAGAAUCAUCAAAUAAAGCAAAGAAAUCAGCAAAAUAUGAUUCUGGAGCUGCUGAUUUAGAAAAAGUUACUGAUUAUGUAGAGGAAGCUGAAAUUUCCCCACAAAAUAUUGGAGAGGCUAUUAGGGUAGCUAACGAUGAAAACAAUGCAAAGAAUGUAGCUAAGAAAGAAAAAGAGAAAGAAUUGUCCAAGGUGAAGAUAACUAAAGAAGAUGUGGAUCUUAUUGUACACGAGAUGGAGAUCCCGCGGACAUUGGCAGAAAGAAAAUUACGUGAACAUAAAGGCAAUAUAGUGGAAGCUCUUGUAGCAUUGACAAACUGAAUAUAAUUGAAAUUUGUGAAAGACAAUAGUGACAAAACAAUCAACAUUAAGUGAUUGAAUGCUUGUGAUUUCAUUCUAUAAUUUAUAAGAAAAGAGAAUGAAAUAAAAGAAAGUAUCUAUUUUUAGAAAAAGUCAAGUAGCAAUGUAAAAAAAUGACCUUUAUCUAUCUUAAUUAUGAUUGCAGGUUGUUAGUACAUAAAAAUUUUGUUAUUGUCUCGAUGCUGGUGUUAGUCUUGCUUGUACGACCAUGAAAGAACCAGAUUAGCAUGCACAUCUGUGCCAAUGGAUACUCAAUGUUUAAGUUUUAAAGUUUCUGUAACAUCUAUUGCAAGUCUAUUUUAAGCUUGACUGUAAAAAUAGGGAGAACUAUUGUACUUUAGUGUCUCCAUCACAUUAAGUUUUUGUGUGCAAGUUAUUAUCUCAAAAAACUAUUGCAUGUAUUGGGGUAAAACUGCAUUUUCUAACAUGAUGCUCACAGGUCCUGUAACUGAGCUACCUUUUUACAGAGUUAUGUACCUUUUCUUAUUGUCUAAUACUGAGGAUAGUUGAACACACUGUCUUAUUGUUAAAUUGGGUUUUAGUUGAGUCUCCAUGUUAUAAAAUGUAAUUUGUUAUAGACAAAAUGAGAAAAGGUAGAACAUAAAAACAGUUCUAUUUAUAUUACCCUGGUGUUAUAUAGUUUCAAAAAGACUAUUGUUUAUAGGAGUUAGGGUAUUAAAUGGUAUCUUGUUAUAAUUUUGUAUAAUGUUCUUUUCCACUUUCUGUUGCCUUUAUUAAAAUGGAAUGGUCAGUUUGUACAUAACCAUUUUCAUUUUGUUGAAAAUAGAAUUACCAUGCACUAAAGAUACGCAGUUCCAUUAAGAAUUGGAAAUAUUUUGUCACAUAAAUGAAUGGAUGCCUCAAAGAGGAAAUGAAAUUUAAAUCUGAAGGCAUGUGUAUAGUAUUGCAUAGUCAAAGUGAGCUGAAAUUCACAGGUAUUGUAAAGUCUAAGACCAGGCCAUUUUCUUGAGAGGUUAAUUACAAAUCACUUGAACAAUAAGCGUAACAAUAUAAUGUGAUGACACCAGAAUAAUUUAAAUCAAUUUCUGUUAAGAAGAUACAGAAAUAUUUUGAACUUUAUUCAGGAGACAUUGUCAUUUGGUUUAUUGAUGUCAUAUUUGAUAUGUCAUAAACUCGUAAUUCAUUUUAUACAUAUAGCAUCCUGUAUCUGUGGUUUAUUUUCCACACUUAAAACAUACAAGUCUUUAUUUAAUAGAGGGAAGUAGCUGAGAAUAUGUUUACAUUUUGAUCCAAUGUGCAUUAUAAAAAUAGAAAAUUGUAGGUUUUGUAUGGACAUAAACAAAAGUGGCACAGUUCAAAAUGUUUAGUUCUACUAAAGUCUUUCUUCAGAUUUUCAGCUACAAAAUUGUGUUAAAAUAAAAAGAAAAAAUAUAUUUAUUUGCAAUAAAAACUUCUUUUAGCAUAUU
Molecule: messenger RNA, 1853 nt
Organism: Ruditapes philippinarum (Manila clam)
Lineage: Eukaryota; Metazoa; Mollusca; Bivalvia; Venerida; Veneridae
Product: huntingtin-interacting protein K-like
Exons: 3
Coding region: 31-387 (118 amino acids)
Biological process (GO): protein stabilization; negative regulation of apoptotic process
Source: RefSeq, a predicted model, not a curated record